Messenger RNA from Cyphellophora attinorum, 1725 nucleotides. RefSeq lists its product as uncharacterized. The transcript has 2 exons. The coding region runs from base 1 to 1725 and encodes 574 amino acids. Lineage: Eukaryota; Fungi; Ascomycota; Eurotiomycetes; Chaetothyriales; Cyphellophoraceae. The record is from RefSeq and is a predicted model, not a curated record.
AUGCAGAAGAUCGACCUUGGCCUAAACGAAUGCUUUGAGAUUUGCCAAAGCAAAGGUUACCAUCAAGACCCCGAUAUACACAUCGGGUCAGCAGCAAGUCGAGACGUCAACCCUUUCUCUGUCCUUGACCACAAUCUCUUAGCACCACCGACGCCACCAAAGUCCGACUUCACCUUCACGUUCCCCGCUCCAAACAGCUUCGCCACCACUGCAAGCAUCUUCGGGCCCACAACAGGUUCUCAAUCUGCUUCGGCACACCCAGGUCGAUUCGAUCACAGCCAAAAACGUGUGCGGCCCACCAUUACUCCUGUGCAGCAACCACCGAAAGCUUUCAACCAAUCUCCGCCGUCAUCGCAGGUUGCGGUAAGCUCGAAGUCUGGAGAGGCACUGAAGCACCAAGAACAGCACCACUGCCCUACUUUGAAUGAUAUAAGAAUCCCAAGUCCGCUCCUAUACCACAAAGAAAGCCGCCAGGCAUUCAACCUUCCCGAUGACAGCCUUGAGGAGGAACGCAUUCAAGCUUUCCUACGAAGUUGUGGUCAAGCUCUACCUGAUCCGGCCAUCUGGUCCGAUCAAAGUGCAACGGCAAAGACCGGUGGUACCGGAAUCCAGUCCAAGUCAACUCCUACCGUCGGUCACCAGGAUCUCUCUGUGCUCCACAGCAACGAUCCACCCACCGAGGGUGCCGGCGAGUUGUUCCGCAAUGUACCUGAACCACCAUGGACCAUAUGCUCAAGUAUCUUCAAUACACAACUGGCACGGAGAGGCUCGUCUGGCCAAAGACCGGUACCGAUUGAAACGACUUCCGACAUCUACAGGAGCUCAAAGGAAAUGCGUGUCACAGUGUAUCAGAGAAGAUUGGAAGACCUCUGGACCCCAUUCACAGCAAAUGCUUCCGAUGCUUCGAACCCUACUAGUCCAUCACUGGAUGAGUGUAUGGAGAUGAUUGACACUGGCAGGCCCGUUCAACGUGAUGGAAGUCCUGCUUCGACUCCCAUGGAUCUCAUCGAUGAUGAUCCUGAGACGAUUGAGCGGAUGUGGGAUGCAUUCGAGUCCACAAUUUGCGGCUCGGACACAGACACGAUGGCACUAGCCCGGACCGCGCCCCCUAGAUCGACCAUCGAUAGACCCAGGGAGCGCCUUGACAGUGAUGCCACCAUCAUACCUGAAAUUGACAUAGCUGUGUGUUCUGCGCCGGAUUGCACUGCGCUAGUGCCAGCUAGCCUGUACCGACAAUCAGUGGAACUCCAGCUAGAUCGUCCUUACAAUGCGGUCUCAUUCGCUCGUAAAUUUGCUGGUGCAGAUAGGUGCACCCUUUGGCCAAGUCCUUCCAGCGUCGGAUUGUCUACAUGGCUGAAGGAUCUCGGUAUCGAGCAGGAACACACCCCCAAUUGCGACAUGGGAAAGCAUGAAAGUUCUGCGUAUCGAGUCGUCAUGAACGAGCUCCUCCAGUCAGCAAAUCGCAGCAAUGAUGCGAAUGGGAAUGAUGAAAUUGCCAACUCGGCUGCAAGCUUUGGCCUAACGAGCUUGUUUGAAGAAUUUGAGGACACCACUGCUUACGCCGCACCUGUCACUACCAACGUCAAGGAGAUGAAUGUACAGACCGCGACAUCUCCCUCUGAUGCUGACGACGAUGGAUACUUUUCGUCUCAUGUGAGUGACGACGAGAUUGCCCACAGCGAGGCAGCUUUCAGCGAAGUUGAGUGGGACUUCGAUUGGGACUAG